AGUACGGUGUGUGGAGCUGGAGCACCGUGAGGAAGAAGCGAGGUUCUUUUUAAGAGUUCAGCUGCGAGAUAUCAAACAAAGAAUUACUCUGUACAAAGCCAGAACACAUAUAUCAAAGUAAUCCUGAAGUAUCAGAACAAAAUAAUAGGCUGUAACAGAGGAGGAAAUGAUUUUGAAUAGCCUCUCUCUGUGUUACCAUAAUAAGCUAAUCCUGGCCCCAAUGGUUCGGGUAGGGACUCUUCCAAUGAGGCUGCUGGCCCUGGAUUAUGGAGCGGACAUUGUUUACUGUGAGGAGCUGAUCGACCUCAAGAUGAUUCAGUGCAAGAGAGUUGUUAAUGAGGUGCUCAGCACAGUGGACUUUGUCGCCCCUGAUGAUCGAGUUGUCUUCCGCACCUGUGAAAGAGAGCAGAACAGGGUGGUCUUCCAGAUGGGGACUUCAGACGCAGAGCGAGCCCUUGCUGUGGCCAGGCUUGUAGAAAAUGAUGUGGCUGGUAUUGAUGUCAACAUGGGCUGUCCAAAACAAUAUUCCACCAAGGGAGGAAUGGGAGCUGCCCUGCUGUCAGACCCUGACAAGAUUGAGAAGAUCCUCAGCACUCUUGUUAAAGGGACACGCAGACCUGUGACCUGCAAGAUUCGCAUCCUGCCAUCGCUAGAAGAUACCCUGAGCCUUGUGAAGCGGAUAGAGAGGACUGGCAUUGCUGCCAUCGCAGUUCAUGGGAGGAAGCGGGAGGAGCGACCUCAGCAUCCUGUCAGCUGUGAAGUCAUCAAAGCCAUUGCUGAUACCCUCUCCAUUCCUGUCAUAGCCAACGGAGGAUCUCAUGACCACAUCCAACAGUAUUCGGACAUAGAGGACUUUCGACAAGCCACGGCAGCCUCUUCCGUGAUGGUGGCCCGAGCAGCCAUGUGGAACCCAUCUAUCUUCCUCAAGGAGGGUCUGCGGCCCCUGGAGGAGGUCAUGCAGAAAUACAUCAGAUACGCGGUGCAGUAUGACAACCACUACACCAACACCAAGUACUGCUUGUGCCAGAUGCUACGAGAACAGCUGGAGUCGCCCCAGGGAAGGUUGCUCCAUGCUGCCCAGUCUUCCCGGGAAAUUUGUGAGGCCUUUGGCCUUGGUGCCUUCUAUGAGGAGACCACACAGGAGCUGGAUGCCCAGCAGGCCAGGCUCUCAGCCAAGACUUCAGAGCAGACAGGGGAGCCAGCUGAAGAUACCUCUGGUGUCAUUAAGAUGGCUGUCAAGUUUGACCGGAGAGCAUACCCAGCCCAGAUCACCCCUAAGAUGUGCCUACUAGAGUGGUGCCGGAGGGAGAAGUUGGCACAGCCUGUGUAUGAAACGGUUCAACGCCCUCUAGAUCGCCUGUUCUCCUCUAUUGUCACCGUUGCUGAACAAAAGUAUCAGUCUACCUUGUGGGACAAGUCCAAGAAACUGGCGGAGCAGGCUGCAGCCAUCGUCUGUCUGCGGAGCCAGGGCCUCCCUGAGGGUCGGCUGGGUGAGGAGAGCCCUUCCUUGCACAAGCGAAAGAGGGAGGCUCCUGACCAAGACCCUGGGGGCCCCAGAGCUCAGGAGCUAGCACAACCUGGGGAUCUGUGCAAGAAGCCCUUUGUGGCCUUGGGAAGUGGUGAAGAAAGCCCCCUGGAAGGCUGGUGACUACUCUUCCUGCCUUAGUCACCCCUCCAUGGGCCUGGUGCUAAGGUGGCUGUGGAUGCCACAGCAUGAACCAGAUGCCGUUGAACAGUUUGCUGGUCUUGCCUGGCAGAAGUUAGAUGUCCUGGCAGGGGCCAUCAGCCUAGAGCAUGGACCAGGGGCCGCCCAGGGGUGGAUCCUGGCCCCUUUGGUGGAUCUGAGUGACAGGGUCAAGUUCUCUUUGAAAACAGGAGCUUUUCAGGUGGUAACUCCCCAACCUGACAUUGGUACUGUGCAAUAAAGACACCCCCUACCCUCACCCACGGCUGGCUGCUUCAGCCUUGGGCAUCUUCAUAAA
Messenger RNA from Homo sapiens (human), 1982 nucleotides. RefSeq names its product dihydrouridine synthase 2 (gene DUS2). Gene Ontology annotation, molecular function: tRNA binding; tRNA dihydrouridine synthase activity; tRNA-dihydrouridine20 synthase activity. Gene Ontology annotation, cellular component: endoplasmic reticulum; cytoplasm. Bases 167 to 1648 code for a protein of 493 amino acids. The transcript is spliced from 17 exons. NCBI's taxonomy places the organism in Eukaryota, Metazoa, Chordata, Mammalia, Primates, Hominidae. Gene Ontology annotation, biological process: tRNA processing. The record is from RefSeq and is marked reviewed.